AUGAAAAUUUUGGUAGUGCAUUUCAUCUCGCCAAUACAAUACCAGGGGAGGUCCCCGUGGGAGCAGAAGAUUCUGGCAGCACUGCGGACGUACAGGGACUUGAAUGGCGAUCUCCUCGUGCCCCAGUCGCUUGUGAUUCCCACAGGGGAUGAGCGCUGGCCAUCGGUGACGUGGGGAUACAAGCUAGGAACUGCGGUGAGAGAUCUCCGGUGGAGGCUCCAGAGCAAGUCGCCUCUUCCCACUGGGAUGAAGGAGGAGCUGGAGAAAAUGAGCUUCGUCAAGAACAUGGCCCAAUAUAAGUGGGAUAACAUUGUCCUGCCGGCGCUGCAGAGGCAAUUCCGAAGAGUGCACGGCCACGCGGACGUCCCCACGGACUUUGUCGUCCCGACCGGUGACGAGGCGUGGCCAGAGCUGGCGUGGGGUUUCCGACUGGGAGGCACCGUCAGUCGCAUUCGACGAGUAAACGCGUAUCGCACUCUAGUGGCUGCGUCGAAGGAGGAGCUCGACCGGAUGGGCUUUUGCUAUGACAUGACGAUCGCUGAACGCGACUGGAAGGAGAAGAUUCUGCCCGCGUUUCAAGUGUACCGGCAAGAGUUCGGGGAUUGCAUCGUUGGAUACUCGUUUACGGUGCCAUCUUGUCCUCCGUGGCCAGAGAAGGCUUGGAAAAUGCCACUUGGGGUCAUCGUUCAUGGCAUACGAACCAGUUUAAUCUACGCGGAGCAAGUGGCUCGAGACAAGGACGUGCUUGAUGCCCUCGGUUUUGCGUGGAGUCGUGGUGAUGCAGUGUGGAGUGAAAUCCUUAUGCCAACCCUUCAAGCUUACGUCAAUGUGUACGGGGAUGGCAAUAUCCCAAUCAAAUUUGAGGUUCCUUCCGAAGAUCCUUGGCCAAGAAAAACAUGGGGAAAGAAGCUAGGCAUGGCUCUCUAUCAAAUGCGACACCGAGGACAGUUUUUUGCAGGCUACGGGCACGACAUCGACAAGCUGGACGAGCUCGGGGUGAACAUCAAACUAUCGUCUCAAGCGUGGGACAAGCGCGUCGUUCCGUUGCUGGAGGUGUACGCGGAGCUGUAUGUAGACGAAGAAGUUCCAGCUGACUUCGUGGUACCAUCGGAGGAUCCGUGGGAGAAAAAACUCUGGGGCGUGCGUCUGGGGCUUAUUGUGGCGCGCAACUCGCAGUUUAUGGCUCGAAAGUAG
Messenger RNA from Phytophthora sojae, 1194 nucleotides. RefSeq lists its product as hypothetical. Lineage: Eukaryota; Oomycota; Peronosporomycetes; Peronosporales; Peronosporaceae. Bases 1 to 1194 code for a protein of 397 amino acids. The record is from RefSeq and is a predicted model, not a curated record. The transcript has 2 exons.